This is a messenger RNA of Gossypium raimondii (Peruvian cotton), 1266 nucleotides long. Its product is annotated as probable polygalacturonase At1g80170. The record is from RefSeq and is a predicted model, not a curated record. Gene Ontology annotation, biological process: carbohydrate metabolic process. The coding region runs from base 1 to 1266 and encodes 421 amino acids. Gene Ontology annotation, molecular function: polygalacturonase activity. NCBI's taxonomy places the organism in Eukaryota, Viridiplantae, Streptophyta, Magnoliopsida, Malvales, Malvaceae. The transcript has 9 exons.
AUGGCAACUUUGAAAAUCUUCUUCUUUGUCCUUUUGAUCCAAUGCACUGUAUUCACUGGCUCUUCUCGUCAGUUGAAGAAGAGCAACAUAAAUAUUGAUAGCUAUGGUGACAAUACAUUCAAUGUCAUUAGCUUUGGAGCUAUUGGGGAUGGAAAGAAGGAUGAUUCUAAGGGGUUUAAGCGUGCAUGGGAUGCUGCUUGCGAUUCAUCAACUCCGUCACCAACCUUUCUUGUACCUCAAGGGAAGACGUUUCUGCUGCAACCUUUAACUUUCAACGGCAAACAUUGCAACUCUAAUAACAUUACUUUCCAGAUUGAUGGGAGAAUCAUAGCCCCAACCAAACCUUCUACAUGGGAAUGCAAUACAAAUUGUCACCAUUGGAUUGGCUUUCAGAAUUUCGAUGGUCUCCACAUUCAAGGAUCUGGUAUCAUCAAUGGCCAGGGAGAUAAUUGGUGGAAACUUUCUUGCAAAGAUAACCAAAAGUCGUGCCAACUUCGGAAACCAACGGGUUUUAUGAUAGGACACUCCAAGAAUGUAGAUAUGAAAGGUUUAACCUUUGAAGACAGUCCCAAAAUGCACAUUGCAUUUGAAGACUCUACUUCGAUUCAUGCCACUCAACUUACAAUCAAAGCUCCGGGAAACAGCCCCAACACUGAUGGCAUUCACAUCCAACGUUCCACCAAUGUCUCUAUCCACAAUACAACCAUUCAAACUGGUGAUGAUUGUAUAUCAGUUGGAGAUGGCUCCAAAUAUAUCAGUAUCACUAACAUCGAAUGCGGUCCGGGUCACGGAAUAAGCAUUGGGAGCCUUGGAAUUAUGGGGAAAACUGAGGAAGUUGAAUUUGUUCAUGUAAGAAAUGUUUCUUUCCAUGGAACAACUAAUGGAGUUAGAAUCAAAACUUGGCAGGGGGGACAUGGUCAUGCGAGGAACAUUAGAUUUGAAGAUAUAACUUCUCAUGCUUCAACUCGACCUAUUGUUAUCGAUCAAUAUUAUUGCCCUCAUAAACAAUGCAAGAAUCAAACAACAGCUGUGGAGAUUAGCAACAUAGCUUAUGAGAACAUCAAUGGCACAUCACAUAAAGAAACAGCAGUGCAACUUUCGUGCAGUGAAUCCAGUCCUUGUAGAAACAUUACCAUGAAAAAUAUUAACUUGAGAAAUGAGAAGCAAAAAGGCAAAACUUCAUCAUAUUGCCUCAAUGCUCAUGGCUUGAGAAAUGGAAGGGUCCAUCCUAAUGUACCUUGUUUGGACAAACAUGAUAAUUUCUAG